Molecule: messenger RNA, 387 nt
Organism: Prunus armeniaca (apricot)
Lineage: Eukaryota; Viridiplantae; Streptophyta; Magnoliopsida; Rosales; Rosaceae
Source: the annotation of a GenBank genome assembly
AUGAAAAGGAUGUGUUGGGAAUUUGAAAUUUUGUUCUUUAAAACCCCUAAAUACCCCAGCCCAACGUGUGUCACCCUCCUUCGUCAUUUGCUCUCUCCUCAACCUUCUCUCUCUCUCUCUGCCCAGCGACACCGAGCCUUCCAGGCCAAUGAUCGUCUCUGUCAAGCCGUUGGUCAGGAAAAGACUAUCCUAAGCCAAUUAUCAUGGCUAGACAAAGAACCUGCCACCCUAGGCUACACAGCAGCAGUGCGAGCUAGAAGAAGAGCCAGGGGUUUCGGGAGUUUCAGGCGGUGUUUUCGGGCACCAUUGUCGUCGAUUAAGUUUGAGGGUUUGUUGUGGGCAACCAUUAAGGCCGGCGACAUGUGGCAGCUCAUGGGCCACUAUUGA